Molecule: messenger RNA, 6995 nt
Organism: Drosophila hydei
Lineage: Eukaryota; Metazoa; Arthropoda; Insecta; Diptera; Drosophilidae
Product: serine-rich adhesin for platelets
Exons: 8
Coding region: 1173-6572 (1799 amino acids)
Source: RefSeq, a predicted model, not a curated record
AGUUGCGAACUGAAAGGAGCCGACGAAGUGAAAGAAAGAGAGAGAGAUAGAGAUAAAGCAACACGAAGAUUACAAAGUUGAAUGAAGUUGAUAUUUGCAAAAAAAUCGAAAUAAAUCACGGAUCUAACAAGUUUAAAAAAAACGCGAGACCUGUGCAUGCAUAUGAGAAAUAAUUUGCAUAAAGCGUAGCCAAGACGCGCCGUUUAAUUUAACCCACUUUCUAAACGACAACAACAAAAAAACAAACAUAAAAUCAAGAAAAAUCGACAGCAACAAAACCGAAUCAAAUUAACAAGCAAAUAAUAUAAGUUUUCGAGAAGAAGAAUGUGCCAGUGAUAUCCACAAACAAAUUUGUUUACUUUAAUUUUUUUUACAAAUUUUCACAUCAAGUUCUAAGCAAACGAAAAACCAACUGGCCACUGGACCAACAAUAACAAAAAAAGAAACAAAAGUUUUGCAAGAAAAAGUUAACUUGGAACGCAUUGAAAUCGAUACCGAUAUCGAUAUCAACAGCGGAACUCUCCAAACAGUCCCCACAAUCGUCUGUGAGUCAUUCAAAGCCGCAGCAAGAACAUCAACAAAUACGCAAACAAUAGACAGCAAUAACAAUUGCAGGGUAUCGAGCGGAGCCUUUGGAUUUACUUAGCCAGCGCUUAAAAACGAGUUAACGCGUGCAAUCCAACCACAACAACAAAACAGUUGGUUGACCAACACUAGCGCAAAGUUCAUGAAGUCUAAAAAGUUCUGACUGCAAUUUCAUAAUCGACGUCUGCUGGCAACAAUAUUUGUAGGCAAUUUCAACGAGCUUCAACUGCCGGUUUCACAUUUCAACUAAAACAAAAGCACAUUUUCACACACCAACACUCAUACACACACAUACAACACGUCUAGAAUUUCUUGGAUACUCUUUAUUUACCUGGCGGGCGCAUUUUUGUGUUCUCAACGCUGACGCUGUAAAAUAUUUGGAUUUUUUUGCACUUUUGGUUAAAUAUUUUUCUGCCAGUUUGCAUAAAUACCCAGCGGGCAAACUAAACGAUCAACAUAAACGGACAGCAAACGUGCCAGGAACACAAUCCAAGCAGAAUAUGGUGGAAUAAGGUGCCCAGCAGCAACGGCAACGGCAACAGCAACAGCAACAAGCACAACAGCAACAGGCAGUAAAAGCCCAGAAAAUGUCUUCCUCAAUUUGCUCGCACUUUACGCAAAAUGCGUGGAAAAAGGAUUUGUGCUCGAACUGCUUCAAGUCAAAGGAUGAACACAAAGCAGCUGCAGCUGCGGCCGCGGCUGCUGCACAGCAGGGCACGAAGCCAAGCGCCCUCAAGUCAGAUAGCCACACAAAGACUGAUUACCCGAACAAGCACAAAACGCCAGCUAAGAGCAUUAUCAAGAAGGCGUUUGGCGUACGCCUCGCCACAACUACCAGCAGCAGCUUCGGCAAGCCCAGCAGCAGCAACAGCAACAGCUCCAAGUCAAGCAAAGUUUGCUUUCCCAAGCAGCUACAUGAGAUCAUCGGUUAUGGCGGUGAGUGGUCCGAGGAUGAUGACGAUGAUGACGAUCAUGACUUUAUGAAUCUGGGCAACGAGCACGAUGACAUGGCCAUCACGGAAACUGACGACGAGGAAGCCGUCGAGCUGAAACGCAUUACUCGCGCCAACACAGAUUUCAAUAUGAACAAUGGCAAUCUGCUGGGCGAUGCGCAGGACAACAUCAAGAAAUCAUUUGCGGCACUCAAGUUGGGAGCACCCCAGGUGGACAAGGAGGGCAAGAAGCAAACGCUAACGAUCAAUGUGAUGCCCUUUGGCCAGCCCAUAAAGUCAGCUGGUUCGAAGUCAACGCCGUGCAAAGCAACGGACGUGUCGAAGACAGCAACAACUGCAGCUACAAGCUCCAACACUGUGACAGCCAAGUCUGUGACGGCAACAAGCACAACAAUUAAGAGCACUGCAACUAGCACAGCCACCAAGAAAGUGACUACAACACUCACACCUACGCUUGUUAAGCCAACGGCAGGUGCAUCAGCGCGCGACGGAAAGGACAGUCCGCCCAUAGAGCGUGCGAUGGAGAAGUCUCUGCUGGACGAAAUCUCAGAGACGCUGCAGCAGAAGCAGAAACAAAACGAGAUCAGCACUGCAGCAGCGACAGCAGCAACGUCAGUCACAACAACAACAGUUGCAAGCAGCAGCAGCAGCAGCAGCAGCAGCAGUAAAAUCAAAUUCGAGCUGGGCUCACUUACUGACUCGCCAAAGCCAUUUCUCGACCUUAAGAAAUCCAUCGCGCGUAAUGCGCCCAUAACCAAGGAUCACACCAAGCCGAAGGUGAACGUGUGCCACAAAUACUCCGACACAGAUAGCAAUUGCUCGGACACGGAAAACGGUGUCUCCGCCUAUUACGAUGUGGUUGAGACGCAGCUGAGCUACGAGAACUUGCCCGAUGGCAAGUACAGUGAGCAGGUGGGCGUGGCUAGCGCCCAGGCGGAGUCGAACAGCACACACUACUCCAGCUCCCAGUACAUAACGGACAUGCUGCUAAGCUCAAAGACUCGUGCCGCCAGUUACAAUCUGCACGAGGGUAACUUCAUGACCAGCAAAAUAACCUCAGACGGGCUAAUUGUCACCAAAUGCAGCUCGGACGACGCACUGGACUCCACGGGCAGCAGCUUUGAUGGCAGCUCAGACGAGGAGAAUGCCUACAAUAUGAUACGCAGCGAGUCCGACUCAGGCAUUGGCAUUAGCAUUGGCAGCGACUAUAAGAAUCUGCCCAGCGGUGCAGUCAAGGGCAGCAUUGAGCAGCGCUCGCUAGUGGAGAAGAAGCUCAGCGCCAGCACCAACAAUUCCGACUACGAGGACAUACAGAUUGGCGAUCAGUCUGUCAAUCAGGCGGCAGUCAAGAGCCGCGAACUGCACGGUGAGCCCGACGGCAGUGCCGAUCCGGACAACAAGUUGGAACAAAGUCAACAGCAGACGAAGCCGGACUCAGCUACGGAGACGAUGUCCCAGCAGCUGCCAGCGCUGCCCAAGUCACCGCCGCCGCCUAUGAAAAUCGAUGCACGUCCCUCCUUCUUGCAUGGCCUCAAGAAGCCCGAGCUGCCUGCCAAACCGCUCGUCAACAUCAGCAGCAGCAGCAGCUGCAGCAACAGCAACGGCAAUAACAAUAACAAUUUGCCGCUCAAAACCUUCAUGAGCAAGCGGCAGCCCAGUAAUGCUGAGCAGCAAUUCAUCAGCCAGCUCCAAACGGCAAUCUCCAAAUCAAGUGAAAAUCUGCUAUUAGCAGCUUCAGCAGCAGCAGCAGCGGCUGAGUCAGCCAAAGAUGAUGCCAAGCUUAAAAAGGGAAAAGCACCAAAUCCGCCGCCAGAGCCAAAACUGAGCGCACCGACUACGCCGGAGCGCGAUUACAGUCUGGUAGUUGAGUUCGAGCAGGCAAUCAAUGCGGAGUCGUCAGCUUCCAAGCCAGUGGAAACUCCAACUGCCAACGAGAUAUCGCCAAAAUCAACAGCAACAGCGGCGAGUGUUGCCGGAACACCCACAGCAACUAGAGCAACAAGUUCUUCAGCAGCAGCAGCAGCAGCAGCAACGGCAACAGUAGCAGCAACAGCUGCUUCAAGCCCCAGCAGCAGCAGCAGCAGUAAUAUGUACACCAGAAAGCCGCCUGUGGCGGCUGCUGCACCCGUCAUCCGUGAAAAGGACAAGCGGGAGCGAGCAGUGAUUAAUCCCAAGUUUCGCAGUCUCAACAGUUUUGUGAUGCAACGUGCCAAUGCAACAAAGCAGCUACAGUUGCAAUCCGCCAGCUCUGUGCUGAACCUAAAGCAGCCUUUGACGCCGGAGCCAACGCCGCGCAAUCAGCGACACCUGUCCAUGUCCGAGGAGUGUCUGGCAGCUGCCGGCUUGACAGAUCAGAGCAUGAAAUCUCCAAAGUCACCCAAUGCUUCGCCGCCACAGAAACAGAAAUCGAAGUUUUCGAUUAAGAAAUUUCUGCGCAUGGGCAGCAACGGUGGCAAGUCCAGUGAAUCAUUGACCAAAAAGGAGGGCAGCCUCUACACUGAGAUCUGUACGGGUGACGAUGGCAGUGUCGUUGGCAAGCCACGUCUGGUUAUCAUACAUCCCAUUGACAUCAAUCCCACGGCCGUUGAAGUUGUCAAGGACAUAACGAAGACUAACGAUACCGUCUCCGCGCAGACGGUGGCUGUAGUCACCGCCAAGCCGCCAGCGCCGCCGCUGCGCGCCAGCGAGGGACAGCGCGGUCAUGAGGCCAACAAACCGGCACGCCCACCACCGCCGAAAAGCGCUGAGCUGCGUCGCAAGCAGAAGACGGAGCUAACUGCUACGCUUAGCUCAAGCAGCGUAGAUUCCGCUAAAAUUUGCGGCAAUCCCAAUGCCGGUGGCUCUAUAAAAUCUAAAGCGGACAACGUGUAUGCCAAUUUGGGCGAGAUCCGCUCCUCGAUAGCGCCACGCAAGCCGGAGCGCACGGCGAGCAUGCGGGAGCGUGAGGCACAGCUGGAGCUGGUCCGUAAGCGGGGCAUACUUACCGAUACUAUCUCCAUUUGCUCGUCAAACGGUGAGAAUGUAACGACCGAACAGUCGAAGGGGUGCAACACCAAUCCUUUCGAGGUUGGCAAACCGACUGCCAACUCAGCGACAGCCGGAGCACCCACUGUCAAUAGCCGCACGAGCACAUUCGAGCGACAGCCGAAGAAGGCUGAGACCAAAAUGUCCAUAUCCAGCAAGCUUGAGAUCUUUGAGCAGCGUGCCCAAGGCGCACACGAUGCCACGGACAGUGCCCAGCGCAGCAGCCUGAAGGAUUCGGUGCGCAAAAUUAACAGCACCAUCGAUAGCUAUCUGAAGGACAAGCGCGACUAUGAGAACAUGUACGAAUUUGUCAAAAUGGGAAAUGGCACUAGCAGCUCAACAACGACAGCCACGGCUACGACAGCGGCACCAACGCCUCCACUGCCACCAAUUCGCAGCAGCAACCUCGACCUAGCCGCUGUGGCCGGGCAACGACUCAAUGGCCGAUCCAGCGGGCGCAACAAUAUCUACUCGGAUACCGCGUCCAUAGCUAGCUAUACGCGCAGCGAGUACGGUCCAGUACGCAACUAUGGCCUCAACAGUAGCUUAGCCAACAUUCCACGCGUCAUCUCGGCCUCGUAUGCGGGCAGCGAGGUGGGCGAGUUCGACAUCUACGCUCCGUACAGCUACUACGGCAGCGAGGCUGGGGGAGAUGUGGCUACGGACAUCAACGACAGCGUCUGGGGCAUGCCGACGGGCAACAAGAACCGCAGCAAGGCCACGAAUCGUUUGCGCAUGCGCAAGGGACGCAGUGUCGUGCACAAGACCAUCGAAGACAACUACACAGCGGUUGUAGUGGCCAAUCAUGAGGCACUUGCCCAGGUGCUCGAUCAGCUCCAACAGACGCCAGUUGUGCCAGCCUCACUGCGACCGCUGGCCAAUGCCAUUAACUUGCGCUACGAGGACUUUACCAUUCUAGAGGGUGCUCAGGCAUUCGUCGUGGGCAAGAAGGCGUUCCAUGCUGCAUUGUGGACCACAUCGCCCGUAACCUUGGCUCUUUCGGCUGACUGCAACCAGCUGGCGGGCGUUGGCGGCGAGCUAAGUCAAAUGACGGGAGGAGUUUGCGAUGUGCUUAAUCCCAUAACCGAGUUUUGCGACCUGGUUCCCAGCUACCAGCUGCCGCUGAUGCCCACAACCGAGGUGACCUUACUACAGGCCACAAUAUCGGUGCUGCCAAGACUUCAGCUGGAGACUCUGCAAUCAAUCGGAUCCAUACUGAAGGGCAAGUCUCAAGUGCUGGACAAGAGCAACUUUAACUUCCGAGGCUCCAUACCAAAUCUGAACAGCCUGAAGGAUGCAGCUGCUGCCAAUGCUCUGCGCAAUGUGGUCUCCGUGCAGAACCUCAGCACAUUGAACGAGGAAUCGACAUCGUCUGGCGGUAACGCGGUAGCCAACGAUAGUGAGGAGAUCACCCCCAACGCCCAUGCUAUGCCCGCCUUCGAUGAUGUCAUGACGCGUGAGGUGGCCUUCAUAAUGUUACAGCUGAUCAACGGCAUGAAGAAUCUACAGGCCAAGGCCAUUGAAGAGACGCCAUUAAGUCUUUCGAAUGUGGUACUCUCAAAGGACAUGGAUAACAAGGAUGCGCAGGCGAGACUCUGUGUCUUACAAGGCAAUAACAACGACGACGACGAGCCCAUGGGUACGCUAUGCAAGUGCGCUCACGUCGCGCUGACCGACAUGCUGCCCACCACGAAAAUUACACCCAUUCUGGGCGAUAUUUUGCAACAGGAACGCGCCGAAUCGCUGUCCAAGGCCAAAUCAGUGCUAGAGUUUGUGCUCUGGGGGCCCUCUGAUGUGGCGCUCUCCGGCACGACCAAGGAACGCGAGCUCGCGCUGCAACGCUGGCUGGAUCUGGAGCGGGCCACAGUCCUGCACGGCUUAGUACGCACGCGCGUCGAACUGACCGUCUACGAUGAGUGUCAUCUGAUGUUCCUUGUGCGCUCGACGGCCAAAAUGAUGAACGAUGCGGCCAAAAUCGUAUGCAGCUAUCAGCAACAGGCGUCCCAAUGAAUAACGCCGACUUAUCAUAGCCUUAUAUUUAUUGUCCAAGAUUGUCACAGGCUUUUAGUCCUUUGAGUUGUAGUUUAGAUAUUAUUGCAUAUGUCCCAGAGACACAUAUUCAAUGGCAAUACGUUAUACUUGAUAAAUGAUCGAAAUAUGGUAUUUAGCGAAUACUUAUUAUGAAUUAUCCCUAAAACGAUUUAAACGAUACGACAUUAACCAUAUCUAUAUAAACCCUAUUUUGCCAAGCGUGCCAAACGAACAACGCGUGGAAACUAACUUGUAAAAACUCUGUCUGCAGUGAAACUUGAUUUAAUCGUAGUUUACUUGUUAUUCUAAGUUAUUAUUCUAUGCAACUAUUUAUACUUACAUAAAUUACUUACUUAUACGUAAUAACCGUUAACAACUAUUGAAAGUCUAAUUUCGGUUUGU